CCUCCGUCCAAGACAGAAAGAACGAGGUAAAGGAACCAAGGUCGAAUAAUCAAGGGAUCUUCAGGCCAACCACACCAGAGCAUCCUGACCGAAUUGUGUAGGGAGAGGAAAAAGGAAAGGAAGAGGUAAGCAGAGAAACGGAAACAAAAAAGAACCCUAAUAUAUAUGCAGGGGUAUCUCCCAACCGAGUUCACGCCGUGUCGCGCCACUGCCUGAUGCAAAUACCCUUGCUGUAUGCAUGCCCCAUGCCGCCGCCAAAUGUUUGUUCCGUUUUCCUUCUCGUGUUCCGACCAAGUCAGUCAAAAAACAGAGAAGUUAUCAAAAACCGAGGAAAAAGGGACAAGGAAAAGUGGUCAUCGAUGUUCGCGCCGUCUUGGGUCGUAUUUGAAGCCGUGCCCAUUCCAGAAGUCCCUGAGCAGACGAGCCCAGUCUUCGAAUGCCGUCAUUAUCAUCAUCAUCACCGUCGUUGUCGAUUCGUUUGUGUUGUUGUUGCGAAAUGCGUUCCGUCUCUUGCCGCGGGAAGGUAGCAGCCCGGGCGUCGGUAUUAGCCGUUGUGCCGAGUCAACGUCUCAUCUUGCGUCGUCCGUGAAGAGUCAGGACAAGUGGGGUUCGGAAGCAAGAGCAGCCAAGGGUGCCGAUCGACUCAUUGCUUCGGAUUAGAACGUGUUCGGUUUUGUCGUCUGAGACCGAGGGCCGAGAACAAAUCGAUAUGUGCCGAAAGGAGUGUUGAGAGGAACACAUUGAUCGAAGCUCCCAAGGCCACAAGCGAGUAUGGUGUUCUUGAACCAAGAAUGGGUGU
This is a messenger RNA of Parathielavia appendiculata, 799 nucleotides long. RefSeq lists its product as uncharacterized. The transcript has a single exon. The coding region runs from base 235 to 660 and encodes 141 amino acids. Lineage: Eukaryota; Fungi; Ascomycota; Sordariomycetes; Sordariales; Chaetomiaceae. The record is from RefSeq and is a predicted model, not a curated record.